AUGACGUCGCUUCCAGGCAGCAAAGACGAAGAGAAGACUUCCCCCAACGAUGUAAACGAGGCAACAGCAGCAGAUGUGUUGCCUGACGACGUCGAGUCCGAUUUCGUGUCUACUGAGAUUCCUCCAGAAGCGCCAGUGGCAGCAGUCUCCGAGGAGAUGCCGCCAGAUUCCGAUAGCAAACAGGAGGCUCGUGUGGAAACAGAGAUGGAGCAGCCUACCAAACCCUCUGAUGCAGCUACUACCACCACCACUGGUGAGACGCAGUCGGCAACCACCGCGAUUUCGCGAAUGGUCUCAUCACCGGGAGCCUUUAGCAUGCGAGGCCCGGACGGUGCGGCUUCGGACGACCCCGAGAACGACGAGGACGAAUUCGACGAGGGUCCACCACCAGUGAACGAUUUGGAAACUGGAACCGUUGGUACCACUCGUAACGACACAACUGUCGCCAUUGCAGGAAUGCCGCAGCAACAACUUCCACAAGAUCCCAUUGUGGAAGCUGUGGCAGUUCAAGACGACCUUCUUGAAAGAGCACAGAUCGAGGAAGAAAUCAGAAACACUAUCCUGCAAGAGGCGGUACAGGCAGAUGUGAUUCCUGUACAAGUUCCUGAUGUCAUAGAUGAAAGGAUGGGCGACAAUAAAGAACCCAAUUCCAUGAAACACAUUCUUUGUGGCGUGGUUAGCUUGGUGCUUCUCCUGGUACUAGUGCUGGGUCUGGGGCUUGGUCUUUCCAAAGAGAAGGAUGAUGUCACUACAAACAACAUGGAAAACACCAAAAGACCUACACUGGAAGUUGUGAGGGAACGUGGCUAUGUACGAUGUGGAAUGAACAAUCUUGGCUUUGCCAGCAUCAUUGAUCCGGAACAAUCAGACCAACUAGCCGGUUUCAAUGUACAGCAGUGCAGGGUGAUGGCUUCUUUGGUCUUUGGAGAUCCUGACAAAUUUGAACAAGUUUGGGUGACUCCCUUUUCUAGAUUCGAGUUGUUAGCCGAUGGAACAGUGGAUAUCACUACAGAGGGCACAACCCAUACUAUGGGGCGCGAUGUCUAUGAAGCAAACACAAGAUCUUCCUUUACAUUUUCCACCCCGUAUUUCUAUUCAGGAUUGGCAUUUGGAGGUGUGCCAACAUAUGUGGACUGUGCAGACAACUUGGAGGAUUUCCGUGGCGACUGUAGGGGUCUGCAGAUUUGUGCUGCAGCAGGUACAACUCACCUUGCAGUGCUCUCUGAAGUUUUGGGGGGUGGUACCAUUGUCCCAUACAAUGGCACGGACACCUUAGUCGAAAGGUUCCUGUCAGGAACUUGCAAUGUUAUUGCGUCAGAGCCAAUCUUCCUCACCAAGUUCAGUGCAGUCUAUGUAACUGAUGAUUGGGAAGUGGACUGGAAGUUAGGUGCAAAGCUUUUUUCCAAGGAGCCCUUGUGCCUGGUGACAAGACAGGAUGACCCAGAGUGGUCAGCUCUGGCAGACAUUGCUGUCAAUGCCUUCUUUUUGGCAGAGGCAAACAACAUCUCCAAAGAUCAAUCUGACAAAAUGGCGGACUUGGCUUUAUCCAACAAAGGUACUGAAGCUGAGCUAGACCUGAUCUCUUCUCUGACAACCUUGAUUGCAGAGUUUGGGCAUCACGGUGACCUCUACAGUCUUCACAUAGAAGACAAGGUGCCAAGGCAAGAUGGUCUCAACACAGUCUAUGACAAAGAGUCGUCAACAGGUCUGUUGUACUCCAUACCACUUGGGAAGAUUACUGAGCUUGGACCAAGUCCUGUUGCUAAUGGCACCCUGUCGCUGAUUCUGGAGCAAAACUACCUUGUCUGUGGAGUAAUGCCAACCAAAGGCCCAGCAUUUGUAUCCUCUUCCAAGAUUGAUUCCUACGAUUCUCUAUGGUCUGGCUUUGACAUUGAGUUUUGCCGAGGAUUGGCAGCAUCAUUGUUUGCUGGUGAUUCCAGCAGGGUCGUGUUUGUGGAGGUGCAAGACAUGACUGAUGCAUAUGGUGCUUUGGCCAAUGGUUCAGUGGAUGUUGUGGCUGGUGCUAGAGUAACCCUUCAGGCUGGCAUCCAGGAACCAACAACAGGUCUUGGUUACAAGUUCUCGUCACCCUACUACUACGACAAUGAAAGCAGAGAUGCGUUUGCCUUUAUGAUGCUCAACACAGAUCCACAAUGGAAUGACUUCGUCUAUUGGAUAGUGAUGGGAGUCAUCUUUGCAGAGGAGGAAGGCAUUACAGCUGAAACCUCUGUUGACAUGCCCAUUGUUUCUUUGUUUGGUGAAAAGCUGAAGCAAAUGUUCCGAGACUGUGUUGCCUCUGUGGGAAACUAUGCUGAGCUGUACAAUGCUACAUUGCAAGACGUUGUGCCAAGGGGCGGUGCAAAUAGGCUCAAUGAGGGACUGGCUGGGCCACAGCUGUUUCCGAUAAAUUUAAGUUAA
Messenger RNA from Seminavis robusta, 2418 nucleotides. The record is from the annotation of a GenBank genome assembly. NCBI's taxonomy places the organism in Eukaryota, Bacillariophyta, Bacillariophyceae, Naviculales, Naviculaceae.